AAAUAUUAAAACGGAAUUGCGCCGAGAAAGAAGGGCUAAAUACGGUAGUUUCCCAGUGAAAACGGGGGGGUUUACAGGUAUGUGUAGUCCGCGUUACGCACUCCGGUACAGUAGAUGGCGGUAUGCACAUAUAAAGCCAUGGUUGCGACGCGCUCUUACACCAAAAAGAAGACAACGGAAAAGAAUAAGAAGGAGUAGGUGUGCGUUGGGGUCGUAAAAGACUGACUAGCUGGGAGUAUUUUGUACUUGGUUAUGUAUGUAUGUAUCUUGAAGUAGAUGAAUAAAUGGAGACAAAAAUGUUCGGCGGGCUUUCGGAGCUGGGAAUAUCUAACGGCGAGGACCUUAAAGAGACUCUCACCAACUGCACAGAGCCAUUGAAAGCUAUUGAUCAGUUUCAGAUGGAAAAUGGCAUCCUUUUGCCAACUCUUCAGUCAGCUCUUCCUUUUCUGGACCUACAUGGCACACCCCGACUGGAGUUCCACCAGUCUGUCUUUGAUGAGCUUCGGGAAAAGUUGAUGGAGAGAGUUGCAACUAUUGCUGAGGGCAAGGAGGAUGACAGAUAUGGCAAGCUUGAAGAGUUGCUGGAGAAAAGCUUUCCACUGGUCAAAAUGCCAUCCAUUCAACCAGUGGUGAUGCAGGUGCUGAAACAUUUACCCAAGGUACCUGAGAAGAAACUGAAGUUGGUGAUGGCGGAUAAGGAGCUGUACAAGGUUUGUGCUGUGGAGGUGAAAAGGCAGAUCUGGCAGGACAACCAGGCUCUAUUUGGUGAUGAGGUCUCACCGCUCUUGAAGCAGUACAUUGUGGACAAAGAAGCAGCUCUGUUCAGCAGCGACCUCUCCAUUCUGCACAACUUCUUCAGCCCGUCUCCGAAAAUGCGCCGUCAAGGGGAGGUGGUCCUGAAGCUGACCCAGAUGAUAGGGAAAAACGUCAAGCUGUACGACAUGGUGUUGCAGUUUUUGCGAACACUGUUCCUGCGGACGCGGAACGUGCACUACUGCACUCUCAGAGCAGAGCUGCUCAUGUCCCUUCACGACCUGGACAUCAGUGAGAUCUGUUCUGUCGACCCUUGCCACAAGUUCACAUGGUGUUUAGAUGCCUGCAUCAGAGAGAAGUUUGUGGAUGGCAAGCGGGCCAGAGAGUUGCAGGGUUUCCUCGAUGGAGUCAAGAAAGGACAAGAGCAAGUUCUCGGGGACCUGUCUAUGAUCCUUUGUGAUCCGUUUGCUUCCAACACCCUGGUGCUGAGUAUCAUGAGGAACCUGCAAGAGCUGCUGAGCCAGGAUGCUUUACCCAGGGACAGUCCUGAUCUGAUGUUGCUUCUGAGGAUGCUGUCACUCGGUCAAGGAGCGUGGGAUAUGAUUGACAGCCAGGUGUUCAAAGAACCUCGUCUGGAUUUGGAGUUAAUGACUCGCUUUCUACCAGCCAUGAUGUCAGUCGUUGUGGACGACCACACGUUUAGCGUGGAGCAGAAGCUUCCCAGCGAUGAGAAGAGCUCUCUCUCUUAUCCUAGCACCUUGCCAGAUGCCUUCAUCAGGUACUUGCAGGCGAACAGAGUGGCGUGUGAAAUGGGCCUCUAUUACGUUCUUCACAUCGCCAAGCUAAGAAACAAGAAUGCCUUACAGAGGUUGCUACCUGCCCUCGUGGACACGUACAAUGACAUGGCCUUUGGGGACAUUUUCCUGCACCUGCUCACCGGACACCUCACUCUGCUCUCUGAUGAGUUUGGAGGGGAAGAAUUUUGUUCCGUUGUCUUUGAUGGCUUCCUCCUGACUUCCUUUUCCAGUAAGGAGAACGUCCACAGACACACCCUGCGCAUGCUGCUGCAUCUCCACCACAAAGUCUUGCCGUCGUGCAUGGAAACCUUGAUGAAAACUCUGGAACCUCCGAAGCAGAGCAGCGAGCCUGUGAAGGAGCUGCACAGCCAGCUGGUGGAGAAGCUGGAGGCGCAGAAGAAGAGUCCUCCCGUGCCAGAGGAGGCUCCAUCCCUUGAUCUCAGCCUGCAUCCUGUCAAUGUGCCCACCACAGCUUCCACCCCGACUAAAACUCUUUGAGACACAAGACGCUCAGCAAAGCUAACUGGUGACUGGUUAUUCCACACACAAGCCUCAACUUGUCGUAUACGUGUAUGCUAAUGUCUUUUUUGCUCUCUAGGAUGAUAUACAGACAGUCCUCGUAUUAUGACCAAUAUGUAGGCGGAAGAGUCGUGCUUUGCUACAUUAGUGAACUUUUUCCUUCAUGGUGUCUCCCAGGCGUGUGACCGACCGACUCUCCUGAUGGCUGUGUGUCAAAGAAAAGGAAAGUGAAAUUACUAGAUGGUAAAAUGUUGAGAAAGUGGAGGAAUCAACAUUGGUUGCAUGCCCGGUCAAACGCCGCGGCCAUCAUCAAGGAUAAAGAUGGUAUCAUGUGAAAGGAUCUGUUCCAAAGAAACGGACUGUGAUAACUAAGCAGCAUUCUGCUCUCAUUAUUAUUAUUGUUGUUAUUGUGCAACAAUUAAUCAGUGAUUAAUCGAUUAUCCAAUUAAUCAACUAUUUUGGUUUUCGAUUAGCUUUUUUUUUAAUUUAAAAAUGUAAAUCAGAGGUUAUUAGGGCCACAUUGGGGGUGUCACACGGAAAAUGGAGCAUAGUUCUUCAGGCAAGCUUUUAUUUAGAGCGUGGCAGCAGAACUGAGCAGUUGAGCACAAACAGAUUAGCACGUCUGCACUUGUCACUCCUUACCCUGCCCCCUCUACAUGCCAAAGGUCACGUGAGGCCCCCCUUUUCAUAGCUGUGUCAGGCGAUGUCUCGUAAAUUUGCGUCUUUAUUUUCGUAAAUGUACAACUUUAUUCUCGUCGUAACGGGCUUCACCUGAGACAGCUGUGAAAAGGAGGGACUUGUGUGACCUUUGGCCUCGGGCAUGUGGAGGGGGCGGGGUAAGGAAGGCGGAAGUGGAAAGGGCUACUAGACAUGCUAAUCUGUUUGUGCUCAACUGCUCAGUUUUGCUGCCAUGUCAUAAAUAAAAGCUUGCCUGAAGCAAAAAGAGAGAAUAGUCCUAAAUUUACGAUUUUAUUCUCGAAAUCUCCGAUGAAUCAAUUAUCAAUGUGGUCCUAAUACUCCGUCGUGGAUUUGAGCAUCUCAAAUGUAAAUAUUUUUUUAAAUUUCCUUAGUCAUCCAUGAAAGCAGACCUAUUGUCUUUUGUGUUUUAGGCAAAGCAAGAUUUUCACACACAUCGGCUUUGAUUUUGGAAAACUGUGACAUUUUUGCCUCUUUUCUGACAUGUUGCAGACCAAGCCACUGUUUAUGUUUGGUUCAUUUUGAUGUGGUCCGUCUAGGGCGCAACCGAUUACUUGAUUCAUCAAAGCAACAAAGUACAAAUUAAUGGCAAAAUAAAAUCAUCAUUGCAGCCCUACUUCCCGUCUCUCCCUUCCAGUGUGGGGAUAAAAGUGAGCAGUUGUUCUUUUUGUUGUUGUUGUUUUUCUGUUUCAUUUCAUUCUUGUAUUUAAUCUUUUUAUGACUGUAUUUUACAUGUACUUCAUGUGUACUGUGUGAGUGACGUAGGUGGGUUUUUAAAAAUGUAAAAUUUAUGAAUAAGUUCCCAAUUACUGUACACUCAAACUCCAGGAACAGAACUCUUUCGAGAACCGAGGACUUCCUGUAUUUUAAUACUAAAUAAGUGGGCAGUUUUUCUGUUCUAUUUCAGUGGAGCGACUUGUACAAGAAAUCUGACAAUCUGUGGCUGGAAAAAAAAUUCUCGAUAGCCCAAAAAAAUCAUGUUUAGAAGUAAAAGUAGUACCGUAUGUCUGAUUCCUGUCAUUCUCCUACAGAACAACCGAUGAAGCUACAGCAGAUACAAAGAACACUCUUAGAAUGUAAUGUAUUGUAAUGUUUUACAUUUAAUAGCAGAUUCAACUAGAAAAGCACUCCACCAAGCGCUAUAGCUCCCCCCAUAUUGUGAUUCACAUCACAAUAAUAAUCCUACAUGUUUUGGAUCAGUCUUUGAUAUUUUGGAGAACCUGUUGGAAAAUUGUCCUGUGUUUUUUUUUUUUUUUCUUCCUGAGUGCUCUGACUAUUUUUUUGUGGAGUUAUAUGCACAAAUGCCGAAAAUCUCGCAAUGUUAAAGAAUCCUUCAAAAAAUUCCUGGAUCCAGACGGCGAUCCGGAUCACCCCCAAAAUGUAAUCAGUUCUUCCAUAUCCCAUUUCCGGCAAUUCCUGAAAAUGUCAUCCAAAUCCAUUCAGAACUUUUCAAGUUAUUUUGAACUCAAACAGAUAAAGGCCACGCUUGCGCUUGGCAGAGGUAACCAGAUCACCACGCACAUGGACCUGCUCUUCCUUCCUCGACCUUCAGGGGUGCUUCCUCUACAUGGCGGGGCUCUGAAUUUGGCCGGUGGGGUGGCCUCGUGUCAGGGGUCUAUUGUAGGGGUCAGGCGCAUACAGUGGAUGCCCCAGCACAUCAAGCUUCCAGCUGAUGGUCUUGUAGUCCAUUCCAGUAUUGUGCAGGUCUACAGUCUUUGGUCUUGCCCACGGUGGUAGAGGUUUGAAUGAAACAGUGUUUGCAUGACAAGUGUCUUACAUCCACAUAAUGAGUUGAGAUUAAACAGGACUAAAAUAAACAGUGCAUUUCCAAGUAUUUCC
This is a messenger RNA of Dunckerocampus dactyliophorus (ringed pipefish), 4604 nucleotides long. RefSeq names its product negative elongation factor complex member B (gene nelfb). Bases 285 to 2048 code for a protein of 587 amino acids. Lineage: Eukaryota; Metazoa; Chordata; Actinopteri; Syngnathiformes; Syngnathidae. Gene Ontology annotation, biological process: negative regulation of transcription elongation by RNA polymerase II. The record is from RefSeq and is a predicted model, not a curated record. Gene Ontology annotation, cellular component: NELF complex; nucleus. The transcript is spliced from 13 exons.